This is a messenger RNA of Lactuca virosa, 2784 nucleotides long. The record is from the annotation of a GenBank genome assembly. NCBI's taxonomy places the organism in Eukaryota, Viridiplantae, Streptophyta, Magnoliopsida, Asterales, Asteraceae.
AUGAGGGUUUUGAGAUGUUUUCUUGACGAUUUAACGCUACAAACCCUACUGUUCAUGGUGGUUGCAUCGGAUUUAAACAGCUUAGUUAUAGGACUUGGCUCAAUGUCGUCCAUUGCUAUAUCAUACGGCGAAUAUGGUUCAGCCUUUUGUGGUUUAAAAUCAGACGGUUCACACCUGGUGACAUGUUACGGUUCGAACCUGGCUCUCACCGGUUCAAUCCCUUUGCUCACACGGUUCGCAGGUUUAACAGCGGGCAACGGGUUUGUUUGUGGGCUUUUGACAAACACCAACCAACCUUUCUGUUGGGGGGUGAGUGAUUUCAUAGCCAUGGGUGUUCCUAAACCCAUGGAUAAGUUCGCUGAGUUUGUUGAACUCAGCGCCGGAGACCAUCAUUUAUGUGGUCUCCGGAAACCCUUAACAGGCAAUCGAAGAAAUAUUUCGAUUGUCGACUGUUGGGGUUAUAACAUGACAAAAAGUCAUGUCUUUGAUGGACCGGUUCAAUCAAUUUCAGCUGGGUCUGAGUUUAACUGUGGGUUGUUUUCAGAGAACCGGACCGCGUUUUGUUGGGGGGAUGAGACAAGUAGUGGGGUAAUUAGCCGUGUCCCGAGGAACGUUCGGUUUAAGAAGAUAUCAGCAGGUGGGUAUCAUGUUUGUGGGAUAAUCGAAGCGAUUGAAUCAAAUGUUUCUUGUUGGGGGACAAGUUGGGAGACCCAACAGGAAAUCGCAGUCGAAUUGGCUGGACAGGGUCGGGGUCAAGUCAACUUUGACUUGACCCCACACCACCCAGACCCUAUCCCGUCAAUUCCAAAAGGGGAAUUGGCGAGUCAAGGUCAAGUCAGUGUUGACUUGACCCCACCAGACGCAAUGCUUACGGUGGUUGGAGGACGGUUUCACGCGUGUGGGAUUAUCAGUUAUAACCGUACGGUGGUUUGUUGGGGUUUUCGGGUUGCGAUGAGCACGGAACCCCCGAAGGGGGUUUCGGUCUACGAAAUCGCGGCCGGGGAUUACUUUUCUUGCGGUGUUGUGGCGGAUAAAUCGUUUUCUCCGGUGUGUUGGGGCGUGGGUUUUCCGGCGUAUUUGCCGCUAGCGGUUUCUCCGGCGGUCUGUCGGAUGAAUUGUGAAAGCGGGUUUUACGAGUAUAACAACAGUAGUUCACCGUGUCCGUCUCCCGGAUCAAAAAUCUGUUUACCUUGUAGCCAUGAAUGCCCUUCUGAAAUGUAUAAAAAAUCCGAAUGCACAAAAGAUGGGGACAGAAUUUGCGAGUAUAACUGCUUGAAUUGUACUUCAGUAGAGUGUUCUUCGAAUUGUUCAUAUUCCGAUAAGAAAACUGAAAGAUUUUGGUCCCUACAGUUGCCGGUGAUUGUUGGGGAGAUUGUUUUUGGGGUUUUGUUAGUGAUUGUUGUAACAUUGACUGCUAUCUUUUACGUUCGUUACAAGUUAAGAAACUGUAAUUGCUCAAUGAAAGGAGUUAAAAUGGUAAAAAAUGGGUUUCAGAAAGAUGGAGGAAAGAUUCAGCCGGAUUUGGAAGAGUUGAAGAUCAGACGAGCUCGGGUUUUUAGUUAUGAUGAACUGGAAAAAGCCACCGGUGGGUUUAUGGAAGAAUCACAGGUUGGAAAAGGGAGUUUCUCUUGUGUUUUCAAAGGAAUUUUGAAAGAUGGACUCGUUGUUGCUGUGAAACGAGCGAUUUUAUCACCUGAUAUGAAGAAGAAUUCAAUGGAGUUUCAUAACGAACUUGAUUUGUUAUCCAGAUUAAACCACGCCCAUUUGCUUAAUCUUCUUGGAUACUGUGAAGAAGGUGAACAGAGGUUAUUAGUUUACGAGUUCAUGGCUAAUGGAUCAUUGCAUCAACACCUCCAUGGAAACCCAAAGGUGUUGAAAUCACAGUUGGAUUGGGUGAAACGAGUUACGAUUGCUGUUCAAGCUGCUCGUGGAAUCGAGUAUUUGCACGGAUACGCAUGUCCACCGGUGAUUCACCGGGAUAUCAAAUCAUCAAACAUCUUAAUCGACGAAGAACAUAACGCUCGAGUUGCAGAUUUUGGACUUUCGUUGUUAGGUCCGGCGAACAGUAGUUCGCCAUUGGCUGAGCUACCCGCCGGAACCCUUGGGUACCUAGACCCAGAAUACUACCGACUUCAUUAUCUCACUACAAAAUCAGACGUUUACAGCUUCGGCGUUUUGCUUCUUGAAAUCCUCAGUGGCCGGAAAGCAAUCGAUAUGCAAUUUGAAGAAGGAAACAUCGUCGAAUGGGCAGUGCCCUUGAUAAAAUCCGGCGAGAUCCACGCGAUUCUCGACCCCGCCCUAACGCCGCCGUCGGAUCCGGAAGCACUGAAAAGAAUCGCGAAUGUCGCGUGCAAAUGCGUGCGAAUGAGAGGGAAAGAACGCCCGUCGAUGGAUAAAGUGACAACUGCGUUAGAACGAGCUUUAGCGAUGUUGAUGGGAAGUCCGAGCAACGACCAACCGAUUUUACCUACAGAAGUUGUUUUAGGAAGCAGUCGGAUGCAUAAGAAAUCAUCUCAACGAUCGUCAAACCGAUCGGAACUCGAAGGUGACGUGGCGGCGGAGACGGAGGAUCAACGGAUCGAGUUCAGAGCUCCAUCGUGGAUUACGUUUCCGAGUGUGGCGUCGUCUCAGCGGCGGAAGUCGUCGGUUUCAGAGGCGGACGUGGUGGAUCCGAAGGUGGCGGAGAAUAAACAUUUGGGUUUGGGUGAUGGGUUGAGGAGUUUGGAAGAAGAGAUUGGGCCUGCUUCACCUCAAGAACAUGUGUUCUUACAGCAUAACUUUUGA